AUGGAGUCCGGUGGGGGGAAGCCGAGCUUCCUUCGGAAUAUCCUGGUGCGCGUAUUUCUCCUCUGCUUGUUGAUCGUCGCCCUCAGAUUCGCUUACGUGGUCACAAUACGGGGCGAAUCGUGCGACGUCGGCGAUUUCUGCUUCUUCGCCCUGCCGGAGACUUUCAACGUCGUCGCCGGCGUGGGCCAGCUGGCGAAUCCCUCGUCGGCGGCGGUCGUCUCUUCGUCCGGAAACUCCGCUCCCGCGACGCCGAAGAAGAUUCCCGAUCUGUGGACGACCAAGGGUUUUCAGAAGUCCGUUCAGUUCUACUCCUCGGUGUUUCAGGAUCUGAUAUCCGAAGCCAUCCUGAGCCCUAGCUUCAAGACCCUGUGCGUGGACACGGUGACCGGAGCAGAUGUGUUUGCUCUGAGGGAGAUCGGCGUGGAGGACUCCAUCGGAAUCUCGAAAAAGGGCUCCAAGCCGCUGGUAGUCCCGGGGCAGGGUUUCAUGCAGCCUUUCAGCAGGAACACCUUCGAUUUCAUGUUCUGUGGAAUUGGCGUGGUGGAGAAGACAGUGAAGCCGGGUGAUUUUGUGGCUGAGGUUGAGCGGACACUAAAGCCCGAAGGGUUUCUGGUAGUCCACACAGCGGCAAACGACACGUACAGUUUUGAAUCGUUACUUGGUUUGUUCAAUUUCUGUAGAUUGGUAAAAAGUAGGGAUAUCAACGGGUUGGAUUCGAAAACUCCAUUCGUUCGAGAAAUUGUCCUGCAAAAAUUUACAGGGGAGGAGGGUAUAAAACAGAUUACCGAAAAAUCGAGCAGUACAAAAUCCACAAACAAAUGUUCUGUUCCAGGUUAUAAACAGGAUCUGAUAAAGAAAGCAGAGCCCUUGAUAGACGAAGAGCCGAAGAAGCCCUGGAUCACGCUCAAGAAGAAUGUCCAGAACAUAAAGUACUUGCCUUCAAUGGUUGACAUUAGCUUUAAGUCGAGAUACAUAUAUGUCGAUGUUGGAGCCAGAAGCUACGGCUCGAGCAUCGUGAGCUGGUUCAAAAGGCAAUACCCUAAACAGAACAAGAGUUUCGAGAUAUACGCAGUUGAGGCUGAUAAAACCUUCUACCCAGAUUACAAGAACAAAAAAGGGGUUACUUUGCUACCCUAUGCGGCUUGGGUGAAAAAUGAGUCCUUGUUUUUCGAGAUUAACGAGGACCCGGGUCACAAAGAAGUCGAAAAAGGACGUGGGAUGGGCCGGAUUCAGCCCGUUCAGAGCUCGGGUGGCUCCACAUCCUCGGACAACAUUGAUGAGAUUCAGGGUUUUGAUUUUGCCGAGUGGCUGAAAAAAACGGUGGUUGAGAGGGAUUAUGUGGUGAUGAAGAUGGAUAUUGAAGGGACCGAAUUCGACUUGAUUCCCAAGUUGUUUGAGACUGGUGCUAUUUGCUUGAUUGACGAGCUUUUUCUCGAGUGCCAUUAUAACAGGGGUGGUAGCUUCGUGAGUUAUUACGUUGAAGAAGAAAGACGAGCAGCGGGAGAACACGAUGAUGGCGAUGAUGACAUCAUACUCAGAGGCGACUCGGGUGCGCGAAUCCGAUUGCAGGGCUCGUCUAAACACGUGUCCAUGUUUAGCCAGCAAGGCAAAAAGGGGAUCAACCAAGAUGCCAUGACUGUUUGGGAGAGCUUUUCAGGGGAUAAGGACAUGUACCUAUGCGCCGUGUUUGAUGGGCACGGCCCGUCGGGCCACAAAGUGGCCCGUUACGUACGUGACUCUUUGCCCUCGAAAAUAUCAAAGUUGUACCGGCAGCCGUGUGUUGACGGCAAGAAUGCGGUUAUCGACAUCGAGACUGAAACGGGCCAAGAGAGUCCCGAGUCAAAGAACCCGUUUUUCCUUUCAUGGAAAGCCCGACUGACCAAGUGCUUUCAUGAGAUCGACGAGCAGCUCGAGGGAGAUGGCUCGGUCGAGAGCUACUCGAGUGGCACGACGUCCGUUUGUGUUCUUAGAAAGGGUGAGCACUUGAUCAUUGCAAAUUUAGGAGAUUCUCGUGCGAUUCUUGGCAAGAGGGACGAGAGUAAUCAGCUCGUUUCAGAGCAGCUCACAGUCGAUCUCAAGCCAAAUCUUCCAAGGGAAGCAGAGAGAAUAAGAAGCUGCGAAGGCCGUGUCUUAGCCAUGGAUGAAGAGCCGAAUGUAUACCGUGUUUGGAUGCCUCAUGAUGAUUGUCCAGGUCUUGCCAUGGCCCGAGCCUUUGGCGAUUUCUGUCUAAAGGACUUUGGCCUCAUUUCGACACCUGAAGUCACUUACAGAAAGCUCACCGAACGAGACAAAUUCGUAGUCUUGGCAACUGAUGGG
Striga asiatica is the source of this 2316-nucleotide messenger RNA. NCBI's taxonomy places the organism in Eukaryota, Viridiplantae, Streptophyta, Magnoliopsida, Lamiales, Orobanchaceae. The record is from the annotation of a GenBank genome assembly.